Molecule: messenger RNA, 8571 nt
Organism: Anastrepha ludens (Mexican fruit fly)
Lineage: Eukaryota; Metazoa; Arthropoda; Insecta; Diptera; Tephritidae
Product: histone-lysine N-methyltransferase 2D-like
Exons: 4
Coding region: 313-7863 (2516 amino acids)
Cellular component (GO): MLL3/4 complex
Source: RefSeq, a predicted model, not a curated record
AAUCUCGUAGUUUUUCUCUCCAGUCGGUCAAGUGGCGUUCUUUUUUUUCAUUUACGUGUGUUUUCAUGGUGAAAAAUUAAAAUUAACUCGAAUCAAUUUUUCUAUUUUGUUGCAUUCAGACAUAAGUUUAGCUUUAACUUUACAAGUUUGUUGUAAAAAGCACGAAAGAAGAGUUCCUUGUUGAGGAGUAUGUAUCGGUGAAAUUGUGAAUGAGCUGGUCGCAUUUGGAAUUCGACAGCGGUGCACGACGUAGGGUAAAGUAGAAAACAAAAGAAGGGCAAAAGUGAUAACUUAUGAAAUGCGUAUGAAGACAUGGAAAAUUUGAAAUUAAGUGAAAAUUUAUUUGCGAAUAUACGUUAUUUCGUGGAUGGAAAUUUGGACGAAGAGGUUGAAAAAUUACUUAAAAAUGGUGGAGCACAAUCGAAACUCUUCAUUUCGGAUGUUGUCACACAUUUGGUGUGUGCUCCCAAUUAUACGGAAGAACAGCUGGCAAUGAGUUUAGAUCUCUACAAUGUCAUACCAGUAACAGAUCAAUGGAUAACACAUAGCGCCAAGCUGGGACGUUUGGCAUCUACAAAAGCAUUCGACCCCAGCGCUCAACGACUUUUUAAGUCGCUGAAAUUCGCUAUUACAAAUUUAUCCAAUGCAGAUUUCAAACGUUUAUAUGCAAUACUCACAUUUCAUGGAUCUCAAGUUACUACCACAUUUGAGCCGAAUAUAACGCACUUUGUAUGCGGUAGUGUAGGUGGUAGUACUUAUAAUCGUGCCGCAAGGAGCUCGGUGACCAUGGUCAGCCCUGACUGGAUUAUCGAUUGUUUGAAACAAGGAAAACUUUUAAACUGCGAAGGUUACCAUCCACGUUUGCUUAAGCCCGUCGAAAGGCCAAAGGCUGUACCAAAAUUAAGCAGCAUUUCCACAACAAUCAGUCAAACGCCUUCAACAAGUAUUGGAGCACAAUCCUUAAAUUCGGUUUCAGUACCAACCGCAGCUCCAAGUUCAAACGCCGUUUCUUGCAAUGUUGUAGACUCGGUAGAACAAACCCUAUCCACAAUUUUAGGGUUUGAUGAUGAUGAUAUGGGCGGUAUUGUAAGCAGCAUCGAUAACAAUCUUCGAGCUGGGGUCGAUGAUGCUGAUGCCGCCCAGAGCAUUGCAAACAUCAAAUCUCAAUUGCAAGCAUCAUUACCACCAUUACCAUCUGCGCUUCCUACACCCACUACACCAAGCGCAAAUGUAACUGACCAGUGUAAUAUUACUACACAACCCACAACAAAUCAGGUAUGUGGCGACAACAAUCAGACUUCCGAAGUAGUGACAAGCAGUGUCGGGAUACUACCUUCACAACCACAACAAAAUCAGCAGCUAACAACACAGACGCAACAACAUCAGCAGCCUCCAACGCAACCCCAACAGCAAAUUGUAUUUGUUCGACCACGUAACAUUCAGCAGCAGCAACAACAAAUUCAGCAGCAGGUAAUAGUCGGUGGAGCACAUCAACAGCAAAUUGGGCAAGCAUUGCAAUCUUCACUUCCACCGCAACAAAUUAUUGUACAGCAAAAAAUUGUACCAAAUGUCCAACAAAUUCAAAUGCAGCAGCAACAACAAGUGAAAACGCCCGCAGCCAAUAUUUUGCAACAGCAACGUAACCUCAAGAGUCCACAACAUCACAUUCAAAUCAUACAACAUCAACAACUGCCGCAAACCCCACGUACACCCCAGCCACAACCGCCAACACACCCAAACCUUCCACCUCAACCUCGAACUGCCCCAUCAACGCCAACAUCUAGUGGCCCAUCGCCUCUACCAGAUCCUCGUACCCCCACUCCUACAACUAAUGUUGGUGGUGGAAAUAUAACUCAACCACGUACUCCACAAACAACCAGCGGACGACAGACACCAUCUGCUCGUACGCCUUCUACAACACCACAAGCACAAAAUCAGUCCCCACAGCAUGUGGCCACGAUCGCGAUGUCACCACAAACGCAGCCACAUACACAACAGCAACAUCCCCAUCAGCAGCAAACUGUGCAAAUGUCACCGCAAAUGUUACAUCAGCACAUAUUACAUCAACAAAAUAUUCUGCAGCAGCAACAACUGCAACUUCAGCAGCAUAUACAAAAUGGACAAAGUUUAACGCCACAACAGCAAGCUUUGCAGCGCCAAAUACAGCAUCAGCAACAACAAUUGGUACAACAACAACAAAAACUUCAACAGCAACUGCAGCAGCAGCAGCAACAACAACAACAGCAGCAGCAUCAAAUGCAGCAGUCACCACGUAUGCAUCAGAAUCCGCAAACGCCAUCCCCAUCGUUGCAGCAGCAACAACAGCAACACGGUCCUGGAGGUGGAAGCAUGAUGCCACCACAAUCGCCACGCCAGUCUCCCGCAUUGCAAAUGACACCUCCACCACAUUCACCACAACCCCAGCAACAACAGCAACAGUUGGCCCAACAGCAACAAUUGCGCCAACAACUACAAAAUCGCCAGCAACAGCAACGCCAACAACAACAAGGAGGUUUAGGUGGCGCUAUUGGAUCGCCACAGCAUCAACCAUUGAUGUCACCGCAGCAGCAACAACAAACUUUGCAACCCUUCCAACAACCACACCGUGUCUCGCUGCAGCAGCAACAACAGAGCCCACAACACAGUUCGGCACCACAGUCGCCCCAAAUGCAGCAGGCCACAACACCGACGCAGAGCAAACAACAGAUGUUGCAACAGAUGAAACCAAUUGACCCCACUGACCCCGUACAGGUUGCCCAGGUGCUCAGCCGUUCAGCGCCAAGCCCAAAUCACGAAUCACUUAUAAUGCGGCAACAGCAUUUGAAGCAGCAGCAACAAGCUUUGCAACAACAACAGCAGCAGCAGGCGUUGCAGCAACAACAGGCAUUGCAGCAACAACAACAGCAGCAACAGCAGUCUCAAGUAAGUAGACAAACUUCUUUGCAACAACCUCAAGUCCAGCAACAAAUUGUUAUCAACCCGACCAAUCAACAACAACAAAUCAUUGCUCAACGGCAUGUCAUUAACACGUCGACGGUGCAGGGACAACAGUUAAUACAAAGUCAUAUGAUGAGUAUACAGCAGCAGCAGCAGCAACAACAACAACAACAACAACAGCAGCAGCAACAAACUCAGCAGAAGCAACAACAGUUAAUGACAAUACAGCAGCAGCAGCAAUUGAUUGUGCAGCAGCAGCAGCAAAAACCAGCCGGUAUGGUGAUCGGUGGGACUCCCCAGCAGCAGCAGCCACAACUGCAUCAGCAACCUCAACAACAAUCUGCGACAAUGCAGUUCAGUCAGCCGCAACAAAUGAACAUGUCAGGCGGCCAAGUCUGUAUCAUCCAACAGACACUUCAUCCACAACAGCAACAGCAACAACCACAGCCACAGCAGAUUAUUCAACAGCAGCAAGUGCAAAGUAUUUCAAAUAAUUAUCAACAGCAAAUCGUUAGUCCUAGCAUACAACAGCCGCAGCAGCAACAACACCAACAGCCCCAAAUAAUUAGUCAACAAAUUCAAAUUCCGCAACAAGCAGUUCAACAGCAGCAGCAGCAACAACAACAACAACAAAUUGGCAUUGGUGGAGGGCCGACGCAAAUAACGGUUUCGAAUAAAUCGAAAAUAAUUAUAAGCCAACAGCAAUUUCAGCAGCUGAGCGUGCAACAACAGCAGCAGAUAUUACAACAGAAUCAACAAAAUCAGAAUCUUGUAAUAGUUAAUCAGACAAAUGUAACUCCUCAGCAACAACACCAGCAGCAGCCACAACAGCAAGCGCAGCCCCAAAUCGUCCAACAAAUAAUACAACAUCCUAUGCAGCAAUCGCCACAACAACAGCAGCAGCAACAACAACUUCAAAUGCAACAGUCUCCUCAACAGCAACAGUUGCAGCAAAUACCGCAAAGCCCGACGCAAGUGCUUAAGCAUCCGCAGCAACCGCCUCCAAUGUAUACGCAGCGUCAACAAUCGCUUGAGUUAACGGACGGAACUAACGGGAUGUUGCAGCAACCACAACAACAAAUGCAACAUGCACAACAGUCACCGCAAAUGAUAACACAAACUCAAGUUAUUCUGAACCCACAACAGCAACAGCAGCAACAACGUAUUCAACUGCAACAGCAGCAACAACAGGGUAACAUGCCGCAACAACCACAACAAAUUGUUAUAAACCAACAAGUCAUCAAUAACCCCCAACGCUUACAAUAUAUACAACAACAACAACAGCUGCAACUACAGCAACGUAAGCCGCCACAAAAUUCAAUAAUUGUCGGGCAACAGCAACUGCAACAAUCAACGCAACAACAACAAAUUAUAAUACAACAGCAAGCUGUGCCGUCACAACCAACACAACAACAGCAACACCCACAUCAGGCUCAACAGCAGCAAAUGAUGACAAUACCACCAGGCGGAAAUAUAUCGAAUCAAAUAAUAUUACAGCAACAAAAGCCGACACUGCAGCAGCAGCAUUCAGUUGAUGGACAACAGCCCCAACAGCAGCAACAGCAACAAAUCAUAUUACAGCAACAACCUCUACAACAAACCGUUGUUAUUCAGCAGCAGCAAUUGCCGCAACAACAACAACAAAUAAUUACAGCGGGUCAAUCGCCUCAGCAUCAGCAACAAGCGCAGCAACAGCAAUUGAUUAUCCAGCAGAGCUCACCACAACAACAACAACCACCACACUGGUCACCGCAACAGAGCCCAGCGGCAUUGCAACAACAACCACCGCAGCCCGGCACUCCGGUGGUAGUGAGUGGCACACAAGUUAUUGCAGCGAAUUCUUCACUUGGAAGCUUGCAAGCGCCACAACAAUUCAUUCGCGCCAUACGCCCCGGACAAUGGCAACAGCCAGGUAUGGCUGCUGGCACGGCCGCACUUCAAGGCCAACCCCAGCGCCAAGUCAUACAAGUCGAUGAUAAGACGCAUGCACACCUUAUGACGUUAGAUCCGGUGAAAAAAAUGGAAUAUAUAGCCAAGUUGCAGCAACAAAACCAAAAACGUCUGAUGAUAAGACAGCAAGUUCCUUAUCAGCCGCGUCCAGGCGCUCCAAAUGUCGUCGCUACUGCGUUAGGCUCGACGGUGCAACGACCUGGGGGCGCACCUACACCCGGCACUCCACAUAUUAUUGUUCAAAGUCAAAUGCCUGCGGGCCUAACGCAGCAACAACAAAUCCAAUGGCUGCAACAACAAGGUGCGCGACAAGUUGUUGUGCGUGCUGGUGCUGCACCUGGCUUAAGCCCGAUCACGCAGCAUCAGCAACCAGUUGUUGCAGGUGGCCAACAGACACAGCAGCAGGGGCCGACAACAACUGCCACACAAUUCAAUCCAAAUGAUCCCAAUCAGCAACUACUUCUGCAGCGUCAACUGCGCGUUCAGCAAGUACAGUUGCAGCAGCAGCAAUUGACGCCACAAAAACCAUCACCACAGCAGCAGCCCGGACUGCAAAUGGUUACCGCUAGCUCGUCUGCUAUGAGCACCGAACAGCAGCCGACAACACCUGGUACACCAACUCACGGCAGCAACAUAAUGAGCACACUAACACCAAGAACCAUGGUUGUGGGCUCUGCUGAGACACAGCAGCAGCAGCAGAUUGCAAACCCUCAGCAACAGCAACAGCAGGUUUUGCAGCAGACUCAACAGCAACAGAUGAAUAUGAAAACAAAAACGGCACUGGCCAACAUGUUGAACAGUCGCUUAGGCAACAACAAUGGCGGAGCAAUCCAGAUACAACAGCAACAGGCAAUGGUGGUAACAGCGAGCGGUACGCCAUCAACGGAUCAGUCGUUACAACAGCAACAACAACAACAUCCUCAGCAAAUAAUACAGCAUCAGGUGGUAGUCGCUGGCAGCACACCUCAGUCGGGCGUUAUACUGCAGCAGCAACAACAGCCGCAACAGCAGCAACAACAAAUCGGCCCAGGUGGUGUUGUGCUGGAACAGCAGGACACUGCUGCGGGCCGGUUGCGCUUAAUGACACAACAACAUAAUGCAGCGUUGCAGCAGCCCGGCGCACCGCCACAAGUACCGCCGGGUACACAGCUGUUGCAGGGCGUUGUUGGUACUGCACCACCACGCACACCACAAGAACUCAUAAUGCUUCAGCAACAACAGCAGCAACAGUUGCAAUUACGUCGAUCGAAUGCUGUAUUGCAAACGCAGCUAUCAUCGGGUGGUCAUGUUGUUACUGCGAGCACCGGCCAACAACAAAUCGUUGUUGCCGGUCCUCAGCAGCACCAACAGAUGAAUAUUGCGGCCGGUGUGCAGCAGCAAAUUGUGACAGCUCAGGCCCCCCAAACCCAACCGCCGCAGUCGGCUCAAGGAGUUAUGACACCGACUGGCUUCAUACAAGGCCGCCCCAAUAUGCCGCUACCGCCGCGCCCACAAUUCUACGGACACAAUCCCAACCUAAAAUUGCCGCCUGAUCUCUUCCUCGUAGGGUGUACCUUCUACAUAGUUGAAUACGACGAAACGGACUCUGAUGAGCUGCCCAUUUGGAUGGAGACCAUACGUCAAUUCGGCGGCGAUAUUGAACGCGUCUACUGUCAACGAGUUACACACGUACUCUGUCGUACGCAACGUCAUGGCGUGGUAAUGCAGGCAUUGCGGGACUCAAAGCGUUGCAUAACCGCUUACUGGUUAAGCGAUAUCUGCUUUAAAAAGCAACUACAGCCACCAUGGCAGGCACUGCAUCUACCAUUUCCCAGCCAAUUCGGUUACCAAAAACCGCUGGAAAGGCAUAUUAUUUCAACGUAUGGAUUCGAGGGCGAGGAAAGCUUCCGCAUUAAACAGAUGGUAGAGGAGUGUGGCGCCAUAUACACAUCGUACUUGUCAAAGCACAAUACCGUAUUGAUUUGCAAGAAGCCAGAAGGCGAUAAAUACAUUGCGGCCAAAGAAUGGAAUAUACCGAUUGUUAAUGCCAUUUGGUUGGCCGACAUUUGUAUUGGCAAUCUGAGCGGCAUGUCACAGUAUGAAAUUCAAAAAUAUCAGCAAUACUCGCUGGCGGCACCCUUUAGGAUCGACUACCCUCUGGUGCCACAUUUAAUGGCUGCUUGGAAGGCGCCUAUUAACCUUACACAAGAAGCACAUGAGCGCGUUAAACGUUCACUGGCUGAUCCGUUUUUCGAACAAAAAACCAAACGACAAAAGAUCUCACCCUACCAGGAAGAAAUUCCGGAGAACAUUGUCUGUGUUGAAUAUCCACACAAUGACAAACCGCCGAAGGUUAUAUUUUCACAGGUAGCCGAUCCGGAAUCACUGAAAAAAGCUGUGAUCACUCUUGGCGGUAUUGUUGUCGAAAAUCCAGAGGAUGCCACUUUUUUGGUCAUGACACGCGAAAGUCGUACAUGCAAGCUGAUUCAAGCCGUUUGCCAUGUGGAUUAUGUACUCAAAUCGAGUUGGUUGGUGGAGAGCGCCAAAGCAGGUCGUUUCCUACUGCCUGAACCCUACAAGAUACAAUACAUACCUGUCGACGAAAAUCUAAAGUUCCACCUGGACACGGUGCUGCGUUCGAGCGUACGUAAUAGUCUCUUUGCUGGCAAACAUUUCUUUGUGACACCCGAUGUUUUCCCCUCUCGUGCCGAAAUCGUGCGUAUGAUUGAGUCGUCUGGCGGCAAAGUGGAGGGAAAACGGCGUACCGCGCAAGUCAUCGCUGAGGCACAUACACAAGCACCGGAGUCAUAUAUAAUUGUUACUUGCCCCAAUGAUAUGCAUUUAUGUGUGGAUUUGACGCGCCAGGGCAAUCCGAAGUGUCCCAUUGUUUCGACAGAGUUUGUGAUGAGUUCGAUAUUGAAGCAAAAAUUGGAGAUCGAACCAAAUUUAAUAACCUACUUGUAUAAUAGCACCUACUCUAGCUCUAAGUCCAAAUAGUACUAUGUCAUAUGCCACUGAAGUGGGCACUAUAUAUAUAAGGAAAAAGUGAAAUGUAAUAAAAAUGUAAAUAUAUAUUAUAUUAGUGAUAUAUACAUUUAAGUCAAAGAGAGAAAGAUUUUUUGUAUACCAUAUUUCCUUAACGCAGCAAUUUUGCACACCUUUGUACAGUUAGGCGAACGGCGAAAAUUUGAAAUUUUAUAAAAAUUGUAAACGGCGUAUACAAAUUUUUGUAUAUUAUAUUUAAUUAUAUAAGAGUACGCGCAUAUUUUUAUUGACAUUUGUGAAUAAUUAAGCUAAGGAAACGAGCGAUUAAUAAUAAUCCUGUGCGCUUAAAACUAUUAUGCAAAUAUGCAAUGGCAUAAAUAUCAUGUAAAAGAUCAAACCAAAAUAGUUUGUAAAAGUAUGAGAAACAUUAAGCAAUUAUGUACCAAUAACAUAUAACUUAUUAUAUUUCCAAAAUAUUAAUUUCUGUAAGUUUACGUAUAAAGAUUAAGUACCAAAAAAAAAAAAAAAUACAUCACUUUAAAGUAUACCAUUAUUAUUUCGGAAACUAUCAGAAACAUGUGGUGUCAAAUAUUUUUACCUACCGCAAUAAUAUACUUUCCUUAAGAUGGAUCUUUUAUGUCUGAGUACCCUAAAGCUAUGUCGUAAUCGGUUCAUUGAAAUAAGUUUCAUAAUAAAAAUAUUUUUCAAUAUACAUACGUA